Ananas comosus (pineapple) is the source of this 882-nucleotide messenger RNA. Its product is annotated as ergosterol biosynthetic protein 28. Gene Ontology annotation, molecular function: protein-macromolecule adaptor activity. The record is from RefSeq and is a predicted model, not a curated record. The transcript is spliced from 3 exons. The coding region runs from base 248 to 640 and encodes 130 amino acids. Gene Ontology annotation, cellular component: membrane; endoplasmic reticulum. Lineage: Eukaryota; Viridiplantae; Streptophyta; Magnoliopsida; Poales; Bromeliaceae.
CUAGCGGAGUACCCCAAUCUUAAAUGGGUGGGGUCUAUAUCCUGCCCCCUAAUUGAGUUUUCCAAAUAAAAAGAUGCGGAGAUCCAUCUCCAUCCUGCUGGUGCCUAAUAGUCAAAAUACUUGAUCACUCUAUGCUCCCUUUCUCGCUACUCACCCACCACCUGUUCGACGAAUCUCCUCAAAGAAAAACUAGAAGAGACAUAUAGAGGGAGAGAGCGUGUGUGUGGGAGGGAGAGAGAGAAGGAGGAUGAAGGGUUUGGGGUGGUGGCUGAUGCUUGUGGGCUCCCUCCGCCUCGCCUCCGUCUGGUUCGGCUUCUUCGACAUCUGGGCCCUCCGCCUCGCCGUCUUCUCCCAGACCCAAAUGACUGAUGUUCAUGGGCGGACUUUUGGAGUUUGGACACUUCUGACCUGCACUCUCUGUUUUCUCUGUGCGUUUAACCUCGAAAAUAAGCCUCUCUAUCUAGCAACCUUCCUCUCAUUCAUCUAUGCCUUUGGGCAUUUUAUUACCGAGUAUCUGAUAUACGGUACGAUGACUGCAUCAAACCUAACGACUGUUGGCAUCUUUGCAGGUACAUCGAUCGUGUGGAUGUUGUUGCAAUGGAAUGCUCAUCGACCUCAGUAUGCUGCUAAGAAGGAAUGAUACAUUUCGACGCGAUGCACCUGCAUCAGAGUAUGAAGUACGUUUCUCGUGCUGGAAUUUGUUUGCCGAGUGAUUCUUGCUGAACUUGUUGAUGUAUGCCGUCGUGAUUGCGUUCUGCUGUAAUUUUUGAUUUGAUGAUCACCAGACUGCUUUGUAAUAUGUACUUCUUAUCCAGCUACACUUUAGAUGUCAAACUAUUGAGUGCUUUGGAAUAUCAGUGCGUCGAUAACUUUUGUCAUUUC